GGCGCGCGCGGUCCGCAGCCCGCCCAUGGAGGCUUUCCACUGGGCUCCCCACUCGCCCCGCCGCGGCCGCGCCCCCGCGCCCAUGGCGCUCGUGCCCAACGCCCGCUACGUGAGCGCCCAGGGCCCGGCGCACCCGCAGCCCUUCAGCUCGUGGAAUGACUACCUGGGGCUCGCCACGCUCAUCACCAAGGCGGUGGACAGCGAGCAGCGCUUCGGUUGCGCCAGCGGCGGAGACGGCGGCUCCCCACCGUCUUCUUCUUCCUCGUCUUGUUGCUCUCCCCACUCGGGGACCGGGCCCGGGGCGCUAGGGCCGGCGCUGGGGCCGCCGGACUACGACGAGGACGAAGACGACGACAGCGACGAGCCGGGGACUGGGGCCCGCUACCUGGGGGGCGCGCUGGACUUGCGCGCGCUGGAGCUCUGCGCGGGCCCCACUGAGGCUGGGCUGCUGGAGGAGCGCUUCGCAGAGCUGAGCCCGUUCGCCGGUCGCGCCGCAGCCGUGCUGCUGGGCUGCGCGCCCGCCGCUACCGCCACGGCCGAGUUGGCGCCGCGCGAGGAGCGGGCCCCGGCGUGGGCGGCCGAGCCCCGGCUGCACGCCGCCUCCGGGGCUGCAGCCGCCCGUUUGCUCAAGCCGGAGCUGCAGGUGUGCGUGUUCUGCCGGAACAACAAGGAGGCUGUGGCGCUCUACACCACCCACAUCCUGAAGGGACCCGACGGGCGAGUGCUGUGUCCCGUGCUGCGUCGCUAUACGUGUCCCCUGUGUGGCGCCAGCGGUGACAACGCGCACACCAUCAAGUACUGCCCGCUCUCCAAAGUGCCGCCGCCGCCCGCUGCGCGGCCACCCCCACGCAGCGCCAGGGACGGCCUUCAGGGCAAGAAGCUGCGCUGAGCUCGGCCUGCUGCCACCUGACGCCCCCGGGGUCACCGCUUGCCCACUCUCCUUUUUGGUCUGCACACCGUCUCUUCCUCGCUGUUGGGGAGGCGUGGAGCUCGGCCGUUGGUCCAACCUCGGAUGUCGUAUUGGUUUUUUCAAAGCAAGCCGGCCGUUCCAAGUACUUUGUCAAAGGGCGGUCGAGACUAGACGCUAAAAUUUUGAUUUGUUUAGUUUCUAGGGUGUGCACACCCAAACGGUGAAGGCUGUGUGUAUUCCAACUGAAAUAUGGCAACUUUGAGACGCUGUUUAUUUACUGUAAACGUCGACCUAUUUUAGGGGCACAUCAUCAGUAUGAAAUUGUCUCAAUCUAACCUUGGAUGUUUAAUUUUAUGAACGGAGGCACUUUACUAGGUCUAGAAUAUUUUUUUAAAAGCCUCUUAAUUGAACUUAGAACUGGCGAUUUUACCUAAUGUCGGCAGCAAAAUGACUAUUUUAUUGUUUGAAACAAUAUUUCUUAGUUGUCCUUAAUCAGUUAUCUAAUUCCAGGUGAAGUGAGUCCCUGGUGGCAUCACUGUGUUGAGAAGUGGAGGUUUAGUAACUUUUCCAGUAUUAAUUUGGGUGGGUAUUCCCUCCUUGUGGCUUGUUCGUCCUAGCUGGAGGUGGAAAAUGCACAAUCUGUAGCAGGUAGAGUGGCUCCUUAUCCUUUUAUGUACCAGAUCUUUUAUUACUAAAUUAGCAACUAGCGUUUUCCACCUUUAAAAAUUGUGCCAAGUUAUAAUCAUAUUGUGUAUACACUUGGAAAUGGUGCUGUUUAAAAAACUUGUGUAUUUAUACAUUAACAGUAUAUGAAUUCAUUAAUCUUGCCU
Molecule: messenger RNA, 1740 nt
Organism: Rhinolophus ferrumequinum (greater horseshoe bat)
Lineage: Eukaryota; Metazoa; Chordata; Mammalia; Chiroptera; Rhinolophidae
Gene: NANOS1
Product: nanos C2HC-type zinc finger 1
Exons: 1
Coding region: 26-889 (287 amino acids)
Biological process (GO): negative regulation of translation; oogenesis
Cellular component (GO): perinuclear region of cytoplasm
Molecular function (GO): zinc ion binding; mRNA binding
Source: RefSeq, a predicted model, not a curated record